AUGGACCUCGAUAAUCAUAUGCCGCUUCAUAAUGAUUCGUCAGAAGUCUGUCCCUGCCCAGAUCCACCAUCUGAUGCCUACAGUAAUCAAGCGCAAGGUGGACCUCGCCAAAAUAUUUCGUCCGGAAGUCAGAAAAUUGAUAUGUGGCGAAAUCGUAAUUUUGAUAGUGGAUUUCAAACUAUGAAUCAUAGUGAGGUAAGAUCUAUCAAUUUUUGAGUGCAAAUAAUUUCAAAAGAAAAUUAAAUCCAGGCACCUUCAAUAAUCUCAUCUCUUCAUCCAUCUUCCCAUAUUUCUGGAAUGUCAUCAGUCGCAGAUUAUGAACAACUUCCAUCUCUAUCAGAUCAUGUAAGUUUGAAAUCAAGUUUCACGAAAAACCUUUCAUUUCCAGCAAAAACUGAAAUUUGAUGGAAUAUCUUAUGGAUCAACAGAAUCACAAUAUGGAAGUGCAGUUCGAGCAAUUCCAGAACUCACAAAUCUGAUGAAAGAUCUAGAUCAUGUAAGUUUCUUUGUACAAAUGUUAGAUCCUUUUUUACAACUGAAAUUUUCAGGCGGUUGUGUACAAAGCAGUUUACAUUAUGCAAAAUAUUGCAAAAAUGGAUAGCGAUCAAAUGAGAAGACAAAAACAAACAGUUAUUACUGAUGUUCGAGUUAUUAUUGCACUUCGAGAUGUUUUACGAGACAAAGUUGAACAUAUGGUUAGUUCUUGAAUAUUUGUUUUGUUUUAAAAUUUGAAUUACUCAAAUUUAAAUUUAGAAUAUUAUUCGAGUUGCUCUUGGUACACUUUUUCAUAUUUGCAAUCGUCCGGAAGGUUUGGAUCUUAUUGCACAUGCUAUUAGUAUGCAACCAGAUUUUAUACAGUAUCUCGUGCAGCAUAUCACGUGAGUUUUUCUUUAAAAAUAUUACUGACUCCCAAGCAACAAUGUUCCAGAUCUGUGCAAUUUUCUUGCUACAAAUAUGCACUUCUAACUCUCCACUCAAUUUUAUCUGAUAAACAUCGAGGUGGUCCAAGUCUAAAUCUUGCGCGACAAUGUGACGCACUGAAAAAUGUUGUUGGAUGGUUGGAAACUGAAAAAAGUGAGAAACUUCUACCAGUCAUAGUGGAUCUAGUCAGAAUUUUGUGUGAUAAACAAAACGAGCAAAGAACUAUUUUCCUGAAAUUGGGAGGAUCUCAAAAAUUGUUGCAUAUUAUUCAAACGUGUAAUUAUGAGAAUUUAUUGUGGAGAUGUACGCAAUUGCUGAAAACUUUUUCAAACUUUGUGAGUUUUUUUUUCUAGUGGAAAAUUUAGAUUGUGGAGUUAUUUGUAGGAUGCAAAUAAUUUGGUUUUAUAUGGAGCUCGGGAAAUUCUUUCAAGAAUGUUGGCCCAUGAAAGUCAACGACUCAUUAUUUCAACACUAGAAACUCUUCGAAAUAUUUCUGAUGUUCCAUCACAAUAUAAAGAAGAUGCAAUUCUCAAAUCUCUCAUUAUGUUACUUGGAAUUCGUCAUCCAACAGUAAUGCUUUAUACUGUUCAAAUUCUAUCAAAUCUUGUUGCAAAUAAUAAACACAACAAAGAAUUCCUAGUAUGCAAUAAUACAAUCGAAAUGUUAUUGAGAUCAUUGAUGGAAGCAUCUGCAUUUAUGCCAGGAUUGAGUAGAGAAGCUCAUAUUAUGGAAGAAUUUAUGGAAAGUGUUAUUUGUAUCUUGCGACAACUUUGUGUUGGUCACUCAUUUGCUGACAAAGUUCAAGCAGUUGUUUUUAAAGAUCCAGUGAUUUUCCUAGAAAAAUUAAUUUCGAUGAGACCAACAAUACUCAAACAAACAUUGAAUGUAGGUUUUUUUAUUAUUGAAUUUUUUCCCUUAAAUCCAAAUGUUCAGCUUCUUCUGAAACUUGCAUCGCACAACGCACUUUUAUUAACAUUCCGUGAUGCUCGAGCUGGUAUGACUUGCUUCAUUGAGCAAAUAGUCCAUAUUUGGAAAGUGUCUUGUAAUCAAAUUAGUUCGGUGAGUCAGAUUCAUUUUUAUCUUUAUGGCUUUUUGCUCCCACCCUAACCAAAUAUUGUUUUUUCAAAAAAAUUUCAAUUUUCAGCAGGAACAAAUUGAAGGGGUGAAAGUGAAAGAUUUGAUUCACAUGUCUGUUGAACUUUUGAGAAUUUUGAGUCGACAACAAGAUAUUUUGGAGCAAAUUAUAUAUUUUCUCCGUAUCCCGGAGAAUAAUCGCAUUGGUGAUACCCAUACUCUUCUUCCACUUUUUGUCCUACAAAAAGUCAAUCUAGAUGAGAACACCCGAAAAUCGGCAAUGCUCCUUUUAUACAACCUAAUGCUUCACGAGCAGAUGGCGACUGUCUUGGAGAAUAAUCAAGCAUUCAUAAAUCUUAUGCAGCAGCUUCAAGUGUGUCAAACAUCGCCCGAACUUGGUAAGAUUUAUAGACGUUAUUUUAUGGCAUGAGAUAAGAAAAUUUUUGCAGCAAGUAUUGCGGACAAUAUUCUCAAGAUGUUAUUUGAGAAGAAAGAGAGAAGCAUGUUUGCCAAAUAUUCAGCUACAAGUUCAACAAUGGAACGAAAUAAUAGUUUGAUGAAAGAUGAUUCGAUGGAAGUUGGCGGAAAUGAAAUGUUUGAUGGAGCUGGAGAAGAAUGGUCACAACAACCUGAUCCGUUUGCAGAAUUAUAUUGUGGAUCAAACGCAGAACCUUCAAGUAACAUUUUCUUCAAUAUGAGCAAUCCUUUUUUAUCAAAUAAUAUUUUCCAGAACCCUUCAAUUCACCAACAUAUAAUUCUCCAACAUCAUCAUACCCUGAUUAUCACGCGCCUCCUGAUUACUAUUAUCACCAACAUCAUUCAUCUGGUCAACCAUCGUCAUCUUCAACCCCUCAAAAUCGUCGUCAUUAUUAUGAUCAAUCUCAUAAUUACACAGAUUAUCGAAAUCCGCGAUUUUGA
This is a messenger RNA of Caenorhabditis angaria, 2913 nucleotides long. Lineage: Eukaryota; Metazoa; Nematoda; Chromadorea; Rhabditida; Rhabditidae. The record is from the annotation of a GenBank genome assembly.